Messenger RNA from Petromyzon marinus (sea lamprey), 3781 nucleotides. RefSeq lists its product as uncharacterized. Lineage: Eukaryota; Metazoa; Chordata; Hyperoartia; Petromyzontiformes; Petromyzontidae. Gene Ontology annotation, cellular component: postsynaptic density; dendritic spine membrane; AMPA glutamate receptor complex. The record is from RefSeq and is a predicted model, not a curated record. Gene Ontology annotation, biological process: regulation of AMPA receptor activity; regulation of short-term neuronal synaptic plasticity.
GGUGGUGGUAGCGGCGGCGACGGAUGAUGCUGCUGCUGCUGCUCCUACCUCUGCUGCUACUGCUGCGUUGAGGAGGAGCGCCGAUGGGAGCAAGACACUACUAACUGCUGCAUCUGCACCUACAGCAUCAUCGUCAUCACUAGCAGCAGCAGCAUCAACAGCAGUAGCAGCAGAAGCAAACAGCAAGCCACAGCAGCAGCAGCAGCAGCCAAGAGAAAGAGGUGGAGCAUUCCUGCAUCACGUCUCGCUCCCCUCCGUCACCGCAUGGGGAGGAGGGAUUGGGCUGGCGGUUCGCGGCGCACGAGGUUGGAGGAUCUGGAGGAGGAGGUGGUGGUGGUGGUGGCGGUGGUGGCAGAAGAGGAGGAGGAAGAUUCGGCUUCACGGAUCUGCGAUGCGUGUCCUUGUCGGCUGAGCCGUGCCGCUGGGCCGCUUUCUCGGCCGCUUCGCAGCAGAUGACAAUGCGUCUGUGUGCACUGCUGCUGCUGCCACUGCUCGUGAUCAUGGGGUCCCCGCUGGCGAGACGAGCGGCCAAGAGCGCGCCUAACCGGACCUACAAGACGGCUCGACCCCUGCCCGCGCCACCAUCACCAUCAUCAUCGUCCUCGUCAUCAUUACCAUCGUCGUCGUCGUCAUCAUCAUCAUUGUCGUCGGGAGCGGCGUCGUCAUUGGCAUCGUCUAAAUCGUCGUCGGCUUCAUCGUCGGCAGAUUCAUCGGCGCCGUUAUCGUCCUCGUUAAUAUCGUCGUCAUCGUCGUCUUCAUCGUCCGCAAGCGGAAGGAACUACUGCCUCGGCUACUUCGACGUGAUGGGCCUCUGGGACCCGCCGUUCAGCUGCAACUCGACCGAGUAUCGCUUCUGCUGCGGCACCUGUAGCAUGCGCUACUGCUGCAACGUCUUCGGCUCGCAGCUGAACCAGUCGGUGUGCCACAACUACAAGACGCCCAAUUGGGCGUCGCCCACCGCCAACCAGAUGCCCACCGUGGACCCCGAUUCCAAGUACGACCCCGCCAUGGACCGCACCAAUCUCGUGGUCUACGUCGUGUUCGGAGUCAUCGCCCUGGCGCUGCUGUCCGCGGUGCUGGCCAAAGUGGUGCUCAGGAGAGUGACACGCGCCGCCAGGGAUAUUAUAAUGCCCAAGGCUCUCUCGGGCAUCCUGCGACACCAGCCCAGGCGGUGCAGGGACGAGGAGUUCAGGGGUCACCCCAUGCACGCGACGCCGCAGUCACGGGAAGACUCCACGGCGCGGUCCAUCAAGAACCACUCCGAGAAACCGCGCGUCAAUAACAUCCACAUGACGAUGGCGCUGAUGACUCCGCUGGCUCCGUCUGAGUCUCACCAGCACCUCGCGCCGUCUUUCACGGCCGCCAAGUCAGAGCUGGCGCGCUUCAACUCGCUCAAGAGGCUCGCCGACAAGGAGCUGAGCGAGUACUACGCCAAGAAGCACCACCUGGUGGAGAUGGCCUCGUGCGGCACGCUGCCACUGCGCGUGCCGCACCCCGACCGGCAGCAACGCGGCGGCGGCGGCGGCGCCGGCGAGCAGCAGCAAUGGGAGCAGCGCGAGCGCGAGCACUGGGAGCAGUGGGACUACCGCAAGCAGCGGCCGCCGUCGUCGGCGGCGGCGGCGGCGGCGGCGCACGUGCGCACCUACGGCUCGACGCCGACACUGGCCGACGUCGCGCUCGCGCCGUACGUCGGCGUCGGCGGCCUCGAGGCCAACGGGCAGGCCGACGGCUACCCGGGCAAGCAGCGGCUCCUUCACGACUUCCUGCAGAGGGACCCGCGGGGUUUCUCCACGCAGCCGCGCCACCAGCACCACCACUACCACCACUACGGCACGUGGCGCACCGGCUCCGAGAAGGGCUUCAAGUACCACACGGACAUAUACGGCUCGACGCCCACUCUCAACAAGGAGCCACGGCAGAUGACGCAGCGGCUGCCGCACUACCCCACGCAGGACUCGCUCGACCGGCACCACGUGGGGGGCCGCCGCACGCCGCGCGACUUUCCCGGCACGCCCGGCGGCGCUCGCCGCUCGGGGGCCGGCGGCGGCGGCGGCGGGCUGCCGCGGCCCGACGCCCGCUACGGCACGGCCUCCCGCUCCGGCAUGCCGCAGACGCCGGACAGCUACGGCGGCUCGACGCCGGGACUCGGCCGCAAGCGCCUGUCCCGCCGCUCGCUCCACCGCAGCGACCACCACCUGCUCGCCGGCGACUCGUCGGAGGACUACGAGUACCCGCCGGCGCUGCCAUCGCAGGGGGCGCGCCGCGGCUACUGCCACCGGCGGCGCUCGCCGGACGAGCGCGACGGCAUCGGCACGCCGCCGGCGCUGCCCGCCGCGGCUUCCGCCGCGCUCCGUCAUCUCGUCGGGGUCGUCCUCGGCCGCUGGGGGGAACAGCGCGACGCCGGACCGGGCGGCGGGGCGGGUGCGGCGCGGCGACCGGGACGACACGGCGACGCUGCCCUACACGCCGCGCUCCACGCCGACCGCCCACCGGCUGGCGCGCCGGCAGAGCCUCGGGGGCGGCGUCGGCGACGCGCCGGGCCUGCCGCCGCCGCGGGCGCCGCCGCCGCCGCAGGCCGAGACGCUGCGGACUUGGAACAUGGCGAGCUCGACGGCCAAGCGGCAGGCAUUCGCCGGGCGCCGCCACCUGACGCUGGAGCAGCUGAACUACGCGGCGGCGCAGCAGAAGCUGCAGCAGCAGCAGCAGCAGUGGCAGACGCCGCCGCACGCGGGCACCAAGAGCCGCAACGAGGUCACCGUGUGACCUCGCCGGAUCGCGACCAUUUUUACUCUGGCUUGCCGUGGCCGGGACAGGUCGUUUUCUUUUGUACGGAGUUUUUUCUCUCCCAACGCUGACAGGGUUCCUCCGUCGCAACGCCGCCAGCGUCCGGCCGCGAGGCGGCCACGGCCACAGCCCCGUCCCUAAAUCUGCGCGGAUUCUCCCGAGUCCCGGGACCGCGACCGGGGUGGCCGUCGCCCCGACCCAGGGGAGCCUCCGACGUGAAGGGGCAGGGAGGUGGGGGGCGAAGCGACGUAGGCGUCGACGUCUGCGGAACGACUUUAUUUUGUCUUUCGUCUUUCCUAUACCCACAGACCGACCGGCGUACUGAAUGCAUGAGAUUACUCCGCCAUCGAUUCCUUCAGAAGUGGACGCUCGGACUUUCAGGUUGCGGCGCGUUCACGGGGGAACGCGCACUUUUGGGUUUUUCCUUUUUUCCUUUCCUUCCCCCGACCGUCGCGGGCGCUUGCCUACGCGUUUUACAUUUCGGGGCUCGCCGCUAAUGGUACGGACGUAUCCCGUUAGUUACCGGGAGGAGGGGGGGUAUGACGAUGAGCGGCACUCCCCGUAUCCCCCCCCCCCCCCGCCCCGUGGUAAACUCGAAAUAAUUUUAACAAACAAAAAAAUGAGCGCGCCACGCCUGGUUUACUUUGGGAGAGGAUGUCUCAAACAACUUCCAUAGAGGCCGCGCCGAUGAAGGAAUCUUUAACGAAACUUCAGGGCCACAAAAAAACAUAAACGGCGCUGGCCUGGACGGUUCGACAAUGCGGUCGGUUCAGGCGGUGGCGGCCGAUCUGUGGAUCGUCGCUGGACUAUCAUCAUUAUUAUUAUUACGCAUUGCGAGCGAGCGAGAGAGAGGGAGGGAGGGCAAGCAAAUGACCAGUCUACAAACUGCCUUCAGAGUUCAAAGUUUGGGGCGCUGACCCGUGCCUGAACGCGUGCGCAAUUCAAUCUUGAAUAUGGCGAAACGGAAUGCCAAGCCCAGUGGAGGGGGGGGGGGGGG